Aspergillus oryzae RIB40 is the source of this 1116-nucleotide messenger RNA. RefSeq lists its product as uncharacterized. The transcript has a single exon. NCBI's taxonomy places the organism in Eukaryota, Fungi, Ascomycota, Eurotiomycetes, Eurotiales, Aspergillaceae. Bases 1 to 1116 code for a protein of 371 amino acids. The record is from RefSeq and is a predicted model, not a curated record.
AUGCAGCAGCGCAGGCGGGCCCUUUGGCUUGGCAUUCCUGCUCUUAUUCUACUCAUAAUCACGUACUUCUUGUAUCUGUCCGGACAGAACGGCCCUGCACUUUUACCCACCAACAGCGAUCCGACGCAAGAGCCCAACAGUCUGGAGCCAGAAGAUGUCCUGGAAGAAAACACGACAUACCAUCCAGCAGGAACACAAGUCGUGAGAAAUGCGACGCGCACACUUGUGAUUGCUAAACUUCAAGAAGAAGAUACCGUAUGGGUCGACAGGCUUCCCCAGGAUGACCCUUACCUUACGAGUGCGGUCUACGUGGUGGACAGCAAUAAUACUAGUGCACCUUUUACAGUUCCUUUAAAUAAGGGCCAUGAAGUUAUGGUCUAUUUAACUUAUAUAAUCGAUCACUAUCACAGCCUCAGCGAUAUUUCAAUAUUUAUGCAUGCUCACCAGAUUACCUGGCAUAAUAACGACUUUCUCGAUUUCGAUUCAGCUAAAAUGGUCCGCCGCUUAAGAAGUCAAUAUAUACUGGACAAUGGCUACAUGAAUCUUCGGUGUCAUCUUGAACCGGGAUGCCCUGACCAUAUUCAUCCAUAUAUCGGAAAGGACUCUGAUGAUAUUCUCAACGUCCCCGAAGCUGCUGUGAUCGGUAUGGCAUGGGGUCAGCUGUUCCCCGGUAGCCCGGUUCCGUCAGUUCUUUCACAACCCUGCUGUGGACAGUUCGCUGUCAGCGCAGAUCAAAUUCGAAAGAUCCCUCCGGAGCGCUACCUUGAAUUCCGAGAGUGGCUUCUUGCAACUGAACUCGAUGAUCGAUUGUCUGGGAGAGUUUGGGAAUAUAUUUGGCAUUGGCUAUUUACGGGGCAGGCAGAGUUCUGCCCGGUUGAGACGACCUGUUAUUGCGAAGGAUAUGGAAUUUGUUUCGACCCUAACGAGUAUCGGCUAUACUUUCAGAUUCGUGGCGAAGCGCGCAAGUUGGAAGGAGAGGUUCGGGAGUUGGAGUCGGAAGCGACUGAGGCAGACAUCACCACUAGUGAAAGAAUAACUGAGUUGAAUAGCAAAGUUGGUGAGCUGCAUGGGAAAAUGGACGAGAUAAAAGCCAGAACGAAGGGUAUUGGGCAGUGA